Messenger RNA from Lethenteron reissneri (Far Eastern brook lamprey), 1759 nucleotides. It is a transcript of the gene UBE2T, whose product is annotated as ubiquitin conjugating enzyme E2 T. Lineage: Eukaryota; Metazoa; Chordata; Hyperoartia; Petromyzontiformes; Petromyzontidae. The record is from RefSeq and is a predicted model, not a curated record.
AAGCGCGCCAAAUCCAGACUGCUGCUGCUCCCUCUCGCGCAACGGCGCCCGUGACCUCCUCACCACGACCGUGACCUCUUCCUGACCCCCGUGACCUCCUCCUGAUGCCCGUGACCUCCUCACGCUCAACGUUGAUUUGCUGAACAGUUGGAGAGAAGCUGCAGCAGCAGCUGGGAGCAUCAACAGAAGUAGCAACUGGCACAGCAGCAGGAGCAACAGUAGCUGAAGAAGCAGCUGGAGCAUCAACAGCACCAGCAGCAGCAGCAAGAGCAGCAGCAGCAGGCGAUCCGGGGUGCAAGUGUUGAGAGUGACAUCCCGUCAUCCACUACUCGUCCACACAAGGAUGAUGCAGCGAGUGUCCCGCCUGGCGCGGGAGGUGGAGCGUCUGGCGAGCGAGCCUCCGCCCGGCGUGUCGUGCUGGCUCUGCGACGAGGCGUCCGGGGAGCUGCGUGCUCAGAUCCUGGGAGGUGCGGGCACUCCCUACGAGGAAGGCAUAUUCAGCUUGGAAGUGCAGAUACCUGACAGGUAUCCAUUUGAGCCCCCAAAGGUGACGUUCCUGACGCCCAUCUAUCACCCAAACAUCGACACGGCCGGCCGAAUAUGCCUCGACAUUCUCAAGAUGCCACCUAAGGGCGCGUGGAGGCCCUCACUGAACGUGUCCACAGUCCUCACAUCCGUGCAGCAGCUGAUGGGGGAACCUAACCCGGAUGACCCGCUCAUGCCCGACAUCUCGGCCGAGUUUAAGUACAACAAGCCAGCUUUUGUCAGCACGGCCAAAAGCUGGACACGGAAGCAUGCCAUGGCGGAGAAGGUGGGCCCUGAUGUUGAGAAGGCCACGGGAGGAGACAUCGACGGGACACCUCAGGAGGCCGUACCUUUGUUGAGGGACGACAAGAAGCAGCCCUCCGAAGACGAGGCUGGACAUCACGAAGCCAAAAGAGUGCGGCUGUGAGCCCGAUCACCGUGGCCGCCUGGCUCGGUGCACAAUUGUAAAGGAAUCCUAGUCACCAAAAUCGUGCCCUUAUUUGGAUUUUUAUGAAAGAUUGGUUGUAUUUUUUUAGCUCUCUGAUAUGUUUUGUUGCUCGUGCCAGCGUGUUGUUAAGCAUAAUGUCCGACGUUUCGCUGCAAUGGGCUGGGAGCUUCUUCAGGGACUGCAAAUGAAGAAGCUUCCAGCGCAUGUUGGACAGAACGCCGAACAACAACUCAACAACCCAUCGGAGAGCUACACAGGAGCAUGGCUGCAAAAACCUGAGCGUUAUCUUUUUUUAUUCGCGUGUUAUUUUUUUGUCAUCACAUUCCAAUGGGGGAUGGAGCAGCCUAUAGAGUGAUUGGUGUACUGCUGCUGCGCUAUGAACCUUAGUGCAAUUACCAAUUAACAGUUUCUAGUUUAGCCAGGGUGAGAACUCCAGACCAGAGAGAGGUCUAAUUUGUGAGCGUGAUCUGCGUCGCCAAUAUGGCAAAGGAAAAUAUAAAAAACAGCGAAAUAGAAAACCUAUCGGAACGUGUUGUACGCUCCCCUGCCCCAACACCAUCUCCCUCUAACCACCUUCACAAUCACACUGACCAGCGUGGUGAAGUAUGGUUAAAAACAAAAAGCCAUGACGGACAUAAUAUUGAGAUGCCUUCAUCCACGAGCGGAUUAAGAAUUUGCAGAAUUUGUGUUUAUAUUGCAAUUGUGUUAUUGCAGCUGCAUGCAGCAAGCAGUGGCAUCAAUCCUGUGGUCAUAAUGUUACCACCAGAAAUCCGAAACGUGCUGAAU